Messenger RNA from Triplophysa rosa, 3469 nucleotides. It is a transcript of the gene sp8b, whose product is annotated as sp8 transcription factor b. Gene Ontology annotation, molecular function: DNA-binding transcription factor activity, RNA polymerase II-specific; RNA polymerase II cis-regulatory region sequence-specific DNA binding. The record is from RefSeq and is a predicted model, not a curated record. Gene Ontology annotation, biological process: regulation of transcription by RNA polymerase II. The coding region runs from base 633 to 1940 and encodes 435 amino acids. The transcript is spliced from 3 exons. Lineage: Eukaryota; Metazoa; Chordata; Actinopteri; Cypriniformes; Nemacheilidae.
ACAGGUGUUUCAAGGAAGGAGGGGACGUGUAAAAACAGGUAGCCGCGUAUCUGCUGCGAGAUUCAUUGUCUCUCAUAAAAAAGCAGAAAAAGGGAACAAAAACAGCUUUUCCGAGAGAUCCGCGCUGGCUGUUUUCCCAGAGUAAUUGCAGUUGUAAGGGAUUGUAAUUUAGUUCUGCGGAGCUAUGCGCAGAUACAGUAUGCAAAUGUAAUUUCCCUCCAUCAUCAGCACAGUGGGACAGUGGAGAUUGAUGCGGUUAGCUGGGGCUCCGGAGAAAACCACUGCCAGCCAAUCGGCACCAGGGAAUAUCAUACCACUUCCAAUGAGAUGUUUUUUUAACAGCCAUUUUAAAAGACAAUGACAUGAGCAAACGAACCGGGAGGAUGUCAAACAGUGCCAGGCUGGAGUGGAGUGGCUCAGCUGAGCUCCGCAAAUAGACGGCGUAUAAUUUACAGAGGGGGGGCAGCGGUGUCCUCAAUGAGAAGAGGAAGAUGAAGUGGCUAAUCUACAAAACAGAGGGAAUCACCACACCAUAAACCCCAUGCAGUGACGGAGCUCUCGAACAAGAUCGCUGGAGGAAAACCAGCAGGUGAAAUGAGGAGGAGCCGAGAUUGGGGUCGACUCCUUUAGCCAUGUUGGCUGCGACGUGUAACAAAAUCGGGAGCCCGAGUCCCUCGCCGUCCUCUAUUUCGGAUAACUCGUCUUCGUUCGGAAAAGGAUUCCACCCGUGGAAACGAGCGACAGCCAGCAGCUGUAGUCUAGGAUCCAGUUUAUCCUCUUUCACUCGGAAUGGCGGUGGUUUAAGCGACUCCUUUGGCACGAACACUUCCAUGGGAUCCAGUGCCUUUUCCUUAACAUCUGGUACUUCAUCCAACUCCCACUUCGGAAACGACUACUCCGUUUUCCAGGCGUCCGUUUCCAACAACUCCCAAGAGCCCAAUCAUCAGCCCAUGUUUAUUUCCAAGGUGCACACGUCCGUGGACAGUUUGCAAAGUAUCUACCCGAGAAUGAGCGUGGCGCAUCCCUACGAGUCUUGGUUCAAGUCCUCGCACCCUGGCAUACCCACCGGAGACGUGGGCACCACGGGUGCAUCUGCAUGGUGGGACGUGGGAGCCGGUUGGAUUGACGUGCAGAACCCGAACGGAGCCGCGCUCCAGACGUCCCUCCACUCUGGAGGGCUGCAGACUUCUUUACACUCUCCUCUGGGGGGAUACAACUCAGACUACUCGACUUUAAGUCACUCUGCCUUUAGUACCAGUGCGUCUCCGCACCUGCUGACCACCGGUCAGCAUCUCAUGGACGGAUUCAAACCCGUGCUCUCCUCUUACCCGGACUCGAGUCCUUCUCCUCUGGGCGGAGCAGGUGGUUCCAUGCUGACAGGGGGUCCGACGGCCUCGUUGGCGGGAUCCCCGCGUUCUUCAGCGCGGCGCUACUCGGGCAGAGCGACUUGUGACUGUCCGAACUGUCAGGAGGCGGAACGGCUCGGUCCAGCUGGGGCAAGCCUCCGCAGAAAGGGGCUUCACAGCUGUCACAUUCCCGGCUGCGGGAAAGUGUACGGUAAAACUUCGCAUCUCAAGGCUCAUUUGAGGUGGCACACUGGAGAAAGGCCGUUUGUGUGUAACUGGUUGUUCUGUGGGAAAAGGUUCACGCGCUCCGACGAGCUCCAGCGACAUUUACGCACGCACACCGGCGAGAAGCGCUUCGCUUGUCCCGUGUGUAAUAAGAGGUUCAUGAGGAGCGAUCACCUCAGUAAACAUGUCAAAACGCACAGUGCCGGAGGGUCUUCGGGGUCUGGGGCGAGUGGAGGGAAACGUGGGAGUGAUACCGACAGCGAACACAGCGUGCCCGGUAGUCCCUCGUGCCACUCACCUGACCUGUUGCAACCUCCCGAGUCUGUCCCAACACCGGGCAUGAACGGCCGUGCAAACUCCCUCGAUUAAUUCCGUUCAAAAUGCACCUGCACGAAUCUCGAAUGAGGAAGACUUGAAUGGACUAGAAAUCUAUUUGUCGGUGCGCAAAAAGGUUAUGGUUAUUCGUUUGGUAACACUUUAUAAUAACUCUCAAGGAAGAAGUCGUUAACAAACAUUGUGAAAUGGCAAACGGAUGAGUGGUUUAUGCACAUUCAGAUAUGAAUAUCUAUAAAACAACGUUUCAUUACUUUUCUAACUAUUUAAAUGUACAAUACCUAAAUAUCUGUUAAGAUGUGUGAUGUUUGUUAAGGGUAUUUACGAAAGUGAUUAUAAAGUGUUACCUGGUGUUCUUUGAGAAAUAACCAUGUGGCCAUUUCACUUGGAUGUUGUAAAGUGGUUAAAUCUGAUUAAAAUGUAAUUUACAAUGAAGUAAGCCUGUUUUUGGUCUGCACAGACUCUUAUGUGACGCGAAUUUGGAAUAUUAUAAAGGACAUAAUCUGAUGUGUGCGUUCUGAUGGGUAUUUGUCGAAUAGUCUUAUUUUACUUACUGUUGUUCUGAAACUGACAAAUUUGUAUUUUACCCAUCAGUGAAGUGGCCUGUCAUUGCUAACAUUUUUUUUUCUCAAAACCAAACUGUGGCACUUUAUUCAUGAACACUGCUUAAAUCCAAUCUCCUAAAGACAAAUUACCGUAGUGUUGAACAGACUUCGUUUUGGCAUUUACAAUUUUAUUUCUUUAAUGUUCGAAUAAAUAGUCUAUAUAUCGCACACUGGUCUUUGUCAAAACUACAUACUACAAAUCCUACGUUUUUUGUAUGAAGUGUACUUAUUUCCUGUUGCUGCAAAAGAAUGUACAUAUUGAAAAUAAAAUAGAUUAGACUAGAAGGUAAUUCCAUGUUAAAGCGGAGUAAUGUAUUUGUUCAGACACAAAUUUUGAAUAGUAUCUUUAGUUGCAUAUAUUGACUCUAGUAAAUAUCCAAAACUGUGCAGGAGUGCUUUUUUGUGAAGAAAAACGUCAUAUUUAUCCAAGAGUUACAAUUGAUUUUUGUAAGUCUGUAAUAGACGCACUUUGAAAUUAUUUUGUAAGAUUUUAAAUUUAGAAUUCCGUGUUUAGUCACGUUUUCUAAUUUAUGUAAGCAUGCACAUGUAAGGUGAGCGUUUAUUUCACAUCGUUUAUUUGAGAAAUUGGCUCUCUAAUUUAAGUCACUCAAUAAAGUUAACAUAGAUUUAGCCACAGUGAACAGUUUGGAGUUGAAAUUAUUGCAAUGUCCAACUUCUAUCAAAUAUAUAGUGCGCUAUAAGUAUCGGUUUGUCGUGUAAGGGAUAGCCUUCACUAAUGAAAAUAAAUGUUGAAAUAUUUUACAGCAUACAAACGUGUAAUGUUUAAAUAUGUUACAGCAGUAAAUUUGUUAAAUUCAAACAUUUACGUUUACAUAAAUUCGCAAAAUGAAGCAAACUUAGAAAAAAUACAUUUACAAUUAACGAAUACAGUAGUUUAAUAUAUGAAAUCCUGCGCUAUUAAUAAUAUAACAAUUUUAGUAGAAUAUAGUAUACGGCAAA